Molecule: messenger RNA, 753 nt
Organism: Trichoderma virens Gv29-8
Lineage: Eukaryota; Fungi; Ascomycota; Sordariomycetes; Hypocreales; Hypocreaceae
Exons: 1
Coding region: 1-753 (250 amino acids)
Source: RefSeq, a predicted model, not a curated record
AUGCCAUCCAGUCUCCAUUCCAAGUCGGGCAGCAUUCGGAAAGCAUCUCGUUCACCUCCCUCUCGUUCACCUCUCUCUCGCUUGCACCGCCGCCUGUCCCGUUCUCUCAGCACCAGAGCCGACUCUCCUCGAGUUGUGUUUGGCUACGAUGCCAUCGCCAGUCUCCCGACGGAGCUUAACAAGUUGUGCCUCUCACUCCCUCUCGUCGUCUACAGCCCAUCCCGCCUCUCCCUCGCCAACCGCAUCCGCGCCCUGCUACCAAAUCUAGACGCUUGCUUCAUAUCGUCAGAUAUGCAUCCCGGCUCGACGAUCCUAUCCGGUCGCGACUCCGUCGUCAGCGUGGGAGGACCCCGGGCAGUCGCACUGGCAAGGCGAAUCAGCUUGAAGAUGAGCAUUCCGCAUAUCUGCGUCCCGACGACGCAUAGCGGGGCAGCUGGCGAUCUCCCACCGUGGGGUCAACGGGAGGAAGACGGUAGCGGGUUAAGGACGUUCGAAGAGGGAGGUGAUGUGCGCAGCGAUGAUGGCAGCAGGAGUUUGCCGGCGGUAAUAAUAUAUGACAAGAGGCUGACAGAGAGCCGCAUUAGACGAUUUUUUGCGCCCUCAGGAGUUUGUGAUGAUACUGAGACUGAAGCGGAAGUUGACGCUGCUCUUGUUGUUGCUCCGGAAGUGGCCAUAAAUGCAGACACAUCAAUAUUGAGAUCCGCACAGAGCAGCACGGCUCAGUGGAGCUAUAUUCAUCUACCUGGCGUCUGA